Kockovaella imperatae is the source of this 4191-nucleotide messenger RNA. RefSeq names its product P-loop containing nucleoside triphosphate hydrolase protein. Gene Ontology annotation, molecular function: ATP hydrolysis activity; ATP binding; ABC-type transporter activity. Gene Ontology annotation, biological process: transmembrane transport. The transcript is spliced from 38 exons. Gene Ontology annotation, cellular component: membrane. The coding region runs from base 1 to 4191 and encodes 1396 amino acids. NCBI's taxonomy places the organism in Eukaryota, Fungi, Basidiomycota, Tremellomycetes, Tremellales, Cuniculitremaceae. The record is from RefSeq and is a predicted model, not a curated record.
AUGGCGGAAGAGCUGGUGGUGAGAUCAAACUCUAUCAAGGUCCAUGAGCUCAUCUGCAGGCAAUUCUGGCGAAACGAUGAGCCGCCGGAAGCCCCCCUAUCAUUAGAAUCUGCACCUAUCAUACCGCUGGCCUACGUCUCGAUAUUCAGCAUUCUCACUUUUCAUGCAAGUCUGUCCAAGAGGUUAUGUUGGGUUACCCCCCUGAUGGUACUAGGCUACCAGCGACCCUUGCAAGCUACAGAUCUUUGGAAGAUGGAUGCAAGCAGGGAAGCCGACGGCAUGUCUGAUCGUUUCUUGGAGAACUGGCAACGACGUCAGACCAAAGCUCAGGAGUGGAACGAAAGCUUGCCAACGAGACGAGCACCAUUUCGGCUGCGACUUUGGUGGAUAUUUACCAGCCUAUGGCAUUUGCUAUCCCAGCCAAGUGCAAGAUCGUCUUUGAAGCACGAAUACGAAGCGUCUGAGACCCGCUGGCGGUGUGAGACUGGCCGGCAACAGGCCAGCCUGGUGAGGGCUCUCAACGACUCGGUUUCUGGCUUUUGGUCGGGAGGUGCCUUCAAGGUUUUUGGCGAUACUGCGCAGUUGAUGACCCCACUCGUCGUCCGGGCUUUGAUCAAUUUUAGCAAGGAAGUGUAUAAUGCAGAUCACCACGGCGGACAGCGCCCGAGCAUAGGUCGAGGUGUAGGGAUGGCUCUUGGAUUAUGGGGUCUUACCAUAACGCAAUCUCUUUGCCAGCACCAGUUCUUCUUCAGAUCAAUGGCAACCGGUGUCCUCGUCAGAGGGACUCUGAUCACAGCUACCUAUAAACGGGCUUUGAAGCUUUCUUCCGAGGCAAGAGCAGAGCAUCCCAACGGAAAGCUCAUGGCCCACGUCUCCAGCGAUAUAUCCCGCAUAGACUACUGCGCGCAAUGGUUUCACGCUAUCUGGACAGCUCCAAUACAGUUGUCCAUCACACUCGGUUGCAAUCUGCUGACUUUGUGCAAGUUGGGCCCUUCCGCACUUGUCGGUUUUGCCUUAUUUGUGCUGCUAGGACCGCUGCAGACGUGGUUCAUGAAGCUGUCUUUCUUAACCAGAAAGAAGGCUAUGAUCUGGACAGAUCGUCGCUCGAAAGUCCUGCGCGAACUUUUGUCGUCGAUGCAAAUCAUCAAAUACUUCACAUACGAACAGCCAUUUCAGGACCGUAUUAACUCGAUUCGUCAUCAUGAAAUGGUUGGUGUGCGACUGAUCAAUAUGAUUCGUGCCGCCAAUCAAGCCAUGGCAUAUUCUAUACCCACACUGGCUUCUGUACUUGCUUUCGUGACGUACGCCUCCAGCCAUCCCAGAUUCGAUCCCGCUGUCAUAUUCACAGCCCUGUCCCUUUUCAACCUUCUUCGGCAGCCGCUCAUGUUCCUGCCUCGGGCGUUAUCGUCCCUAACUGAUGCCAAAAAUGCGGCCCAAAGACUGACAGAAGUCUUUGAAGCGGAGACUAUGGUGCAAGCUGAGAAUGUGGACCUCUCAUGCGCUUUCGCUCUUUCCGUGAAAGAUGCAUCCUUCCAAUGGGUGACCAAUAGGGAUCCACCUGUCUCUGUCACUGGUGCGGAAGGGGUUUCUGACUUCCAGACUACUCCCAUCGAACCGUUCUGCAUCAGGAAUCUCAACUUGGAGGUAUCUCGUGGGAAACUAGUGGCUGUUGUUGGGGGAGUUGGAGCCGGCAAAUCAAGUCUCCUACAGGCCCUCAUUGGCGAGAUGCGAUUGUUGUCGGGUGAGGUCCUGUUCGGAGGCAGGAUUGCGUAUUGCCAACAAAAUGCAUGGAUUCAAAACGCGACAUUGCGAGAUAAUAUAUUGUUCGGACGGCCAUGGGAUGAAACGCGGUACUGGUCAGCAGUGGAGGACGCCAGCUUGAUGCGAGACUUGGAAAUCUUGCCUGAUGGUGACUUGACCGAGAUAGGCGAGAAAGGUAUCCUAUUAGGACAGAAACAGCGAGUGAACAUCGCUCGAGCAUUAUAUGCCGAUCCCGACAUCAUACUGUACGACGAUCCACUGAGUGCUGUUGAUGCCCAUGUUGGACGAGCGCUCUUUGAAAGUGCUAUCAUCAGAGUUCGAGACAGAGGCAAAACCGUCAUACUAGUGACCCAUGCCCUCCAUCUUCUACCGCAGACAGAUUACAUCUAUACAUUGACACAAGGGACAAUAGUGGAAGAAGGCACGUACCAGGAGCUCAUCGCCCGAGGGGAGGACUUCUGUAAUCUUGUGAAAACCUUUGGAGCCGGAAAGGAGGUGGAUGAGGAGGGUAUCACCUCAGUUAAUAAGACGAACAAGCCUUCACGGAAGCAAGCACCUCAAGAAUAUUCUAAAGCUGCCGGGACCGGUCGAUUGGAGGCAAGUCUUACCGGGAGAUUAAUGACAUCGGAAAAGCGAAAAACAGGUUCUGUUGGUCGUAAGGUCUACAAGAGCUACUUAAAAGCAGGCAACGCUCGAGUUACAGCACCUCUGACUAUCCUUUUCGCCCUGGUCAUGCAGACUUCUCAAGUCAUGUCAACGGUUUGGUUAACUUAUUGGGAAGCUUUCAAAUUCGGUCCCGGUGAAUCGCUGUACCAAGGCGUUUAUGCUGGACUCGGGUUGCUGCAGGCUCUGUUUACCUUUGGCAUGGGAGCAAGUAUGGGCAUCAUGUCCUUCUAUGCCUCAAAAUCUCUUCACCGAAUGGCCCUGCGAAACAUUUUCUUCAGUCCUAUGGCUGUCUUUGAUACGCAGCCGCUGGGCCGCAUACUCGGCGUCUUCGGUAAAGAUAUCGACACUGUCGACAAUCAGCUGGCCGAUUCUUUCCGUAUGAUGGCGAUGACUGUUGCUAGUUUCCUGGGUUCCGUCAUCAUCAUCGCAGUCUUCUUUCACUAUUUCAUCAUUACGUCUCUAUAUAUCUCAUGCAGGAUCGCCGUCGUUGGCAUUGGUUACUGCUCGUUGUAUUAUCGCACGUCAGCACGCGAAGUUAAACGGCUCGACUCCAUCCUUCGAGGCCUGCUGUAUUCUCACUUUUCGGAAUCUUUGUCAGGUUUACCAACCAUUAGGGCGUACAAAGAGACGAGCAGAUUCAUCAAAGAGAACUCCUACUACAUGGAUCUCGAGAACAGAGCGUAUCUCUUAACAACGACAAAUCAGCGUUGGCUAGCGGUGCGACUGGACUUUUUAGGUGGAUGUCUCGUGUUUGCAGUAGCGGUGAUGGCAGCCAAGGGCGGAGGUGGACUUACAGCCGCUCAAAUUGCGCUGUGUCUUACAUACAUGACUACACUUGUACAGAUCCUCAGCAUGGUCACCAGACAAAGUGCGGAACUCGAGAAUAAUAUGAAUGCAGUAGAGCGAGUUUUGUGGUACGCAGACACCGCAAACAUUCCUCAAGAGCCGUCACAUGGCAGUGGUUCCAUUACACCGUCCGUCGAAUGGCCGGAGCACGGCGCUGUGCAAUUCGAGAAUGUCUGCAUGUCCUAUCGUCCGGGAUUAAAUCCCGUUCUCCACGAUGUAUCUUUCUCCGUCCAGGGAGGCGAAAAGGUCGGUAUCGUGGGGAGGACCGGCGCCGGCAAGACGUCUAUCACAGUAUCACUGUUCCGACUGGUAGAGCUUGCAUCUGGAUCGAUUAAAAUUGACGGCAUCGAUAUAUCGAGCCUUGGCCUAAACGCGUUGAGAUCCAAGAUGACCAUCAUCCCUCAAGAACCGCUACUAUUCGCGGGCACGUUGAGAAGCAAUCUGGAUCCGUUCGAUAUUUACGAGGAUUCCGAUCUGUACGACUCUCUGCGACGUGCUUGUGUCAUUGAAGAUUUACCCGGUCAAGGGAAGGAGAAAACUAGAUUCUCGUUAGAUACAGUCAUUGACGAAGAGGGUUCAAAUCUCAGCGUUGGCGAAAGGUCGUUGAUCAGUCUGGCAAGGGCGCUUGUGAAGAGGGCACAGAUUGUUGUCAUGGAUGAAGCUACAGCUGCCGUAGAUCUGGAGACCGAUGCAAAGGUACAAGCCACAAUCCAUAGAGAAUUUCGAGGAAAAACGUUGCUCUGCAUCGCCCACCGCUUGCGCACCAUUCUGGCAUGGGACCGUAUUCUGGUGUUAGAUUCUGGCAGCGAGUAUGAUACACCACUUGCACUUUUCGAUCGAGGAGGUCUCUUCCGUGCAAUGUGCGAGCAAUCAGCUAUAGAUCGCGAAGAGAUCGUUCUGUCACGGUCUAGGCUUUAG